This is a messenger RNA of Teleopsis dalmanni, 3570 nucleotides long. RefSeq lists its product as uncharacterized. Bases 231 to 3185 code for a protein of 984 amino acids. Gene Ontology annotation, biological process: regulation of transcription by RNA polymerase II. NCBI's taxonomy places the organism in Eukaryota, Metazoa, Arthropoda, Insecta, Diptera, Diopsidae. The transcript is spliced from 5 exons. Gene Ontology annotation, cellular component: nucleus. Gene Ontology annotation, molecular function: DNA-binding transcription factor activity, RNA polymerase II-specific; RNA polymerase II transcription regulatory region sequence-specific DNA binding. The record is from RefSeq and is a predicted model, not a curated record.
UUUAGCGAUAAAGCGGAGAGUGCCGCACUUCUGUUCUCGCCGAUUGUAUAUUAUAGUAGCAUACAUUCUAACGUGUACGCAAUAAAUACUUGUGCAAAUAUAAAAUAAAUAAAUGGUUCAAUACGAGAUAAAAUUGCAAGAUUUGAAAAUCCCUUAAAAGAAGAUUCAAUAAAAAAAAAAAGCGAGAACAAUUACUGCAGUUUGUACGAAGCGAGCGUUAUUUUGUCGAUAUGAAUAAUCAAAUGAACAGUGCAGUGCGUAAAAUACAUAAUUUGUUAACAAGUGGCGCGGUCACAGUAACGGGUCCUAAUCAGCCGCGCAUUUUGAAACAAAAAGUUGGCUCAACUAUAGUAACUCCCACGAACAGCAUAACGCAGGGGGGCAGCAAUCCUCGUUGCUAUGUUUGUGAUGAUGCACCCAGCAAUGGUCAAGCGCAGCAUUCGCUUGCUGAAAUGACUACCAGUCACACUGGUACAAAGUAUCCAAAUAAAAUUGGACAACUUGUCGGAGAUGCGUUUUUGGUUAUAGUGAGCUUGGAAGAUGUUGUAUGCGCACGUUGUUCAAAUUUAUUAAACUAUUUGGAUCGUUUGGAAAGUGAUGUGGAUCGUGUUCGUACAAAUUUGCUUAAUUUGCUGCAAAAGAAGUAUAAUCUUAGUGAUGAAGGGGGCGGAAAUCCACCAUCUAAAAUAUUAAAAUUAAAUAGCGGCGCUGCCGUACGCACCGCUGAGGAAUCUACAGAUUUAAAUCGCGCCCGUAAAAUGUUACAAACCACAUCUGGCGUUGAUUCGUCUUUGGGUAAACAAUCACCUCCAGUAAGCGCAGUUCAGCAAAUCAAGAUAUCAACACAGCCUUCUUCUGUGCAACAACAGCAAACUGGUACACAAACGAUGCAUAGAAAACCAACAAGAAUAUACAAAUGUCUGUCCUGUGACUAUAAAACUUCGGAUAUGCGUCUUUUUAAUGCACAUUAUGAAACAUGCAAACAACAAAGCUUCCAAUGUAAGAACUGUAAAAAGAUAUUCUCAAAUUUCGGCAACAUGAAACAGCAUAUGGUACGUGAACACAAUACAGCCAUGGAUAAUACAUGCUCGGUUUGUCAUAUAAAUUUCGUUAGUGAAAUUGCACUGCGUAAACAUAUGGAGCUCAACCAUAGCACUAACAUACUGGUCACAAGCAGUUCCACAAUACCAGCUGGGCAAUCUUCCAAUGCUGUACAGGAAACGGGCGCAGCAUCCACUUCUCUAUACACUUGUAAUCACUGUCAAUUUAAAUCCACAGAUAAAGUUGUGUUUGAUGAACAUAUGCGUAAGCAUAUAGCGACCGGUAAGCCAAAGCCAUUUAAAUGUCGUUUAUGUGCUCAACGAUUUGAGACACGUGAAGCAGCUACCAUACACGCAAAACAACAUCAACCGAAUUACUUUAAAUGUGGCACAUGCUCUAUGUCCUUCCCUAAGCGUGAACUGCUUGUUAAACAUUUCGAGCAACAUCAUCCGUCAACUGGUACAACUCAACAGACUGCUACUUCUCAGUCAAGCACUGUUACUGUAAAGCAAAUACAACAACAAGGAACAGGUUUAACUACACAAAAAUUACUACAGGAUACAAUAGACGAGGCACUAAGCGAAAGUGGAGUUGCUAAUGCAGCUGGCGCAACUGAAGCUAAUCCCACUGGCGCCAGUAAUAUACAGUUUUACUCAUGCCAUAUAUGUUCGUUGACAUUUAUACAAGAAAAUUAUUACAAUCAACACAUGGACACACAUCGUGCUGAAAAGAAGGGUAGUAAUGGUAAUACAUCUCCUGCAUCAACUGCAACUACUGCAGCUCACACUAACAGUACUUCUAUUCCGUCACUUAAUACAGCAGCUGCUACGCUACUUAGUGACGGGCUUCCAACAACAGCAGUGGUUAAAGGCGAACCAAAUACUUUAGCAGUACAACAAUCAAAUCCCAAUUCAGUUGAUUCAGACAUUGAAAGCAUUUUCGAAAAGAUGCAUUCCGACAAAGCUGAUGCAGCAGGCGGUGCAGAUACAUCGGCUACAUCAGCUGCCAAUACCGCAACAACGAACACAUCUUCUACAACAACUGGUGGUCAAGGAAAUGAAAAUUUGAUUAUAACAUCACAACAAGGUUCCGGCGGUAUAACAUUUAAUAUAACAAUUCCUCGUGAUGCCACUGAAGGUGGACAGAAUACGAAAUUGGCAUCCUCCACAACACCUGUAUCGGUCGGCAUAGAUAUGCCAAUGUUAGACCAGCCAGAUGAAUCAGCUUCAGACGGUAAGAAAAGCGUCAAACAAGAAAAAGAUUCCGAUGCAAGUGAUGCUAACAAUUCAAAGGCAAAUGCUCAACCGGUUAAUAUGCCAAGCCUAGACGAUGACAAUGAGACACAAGAAUUACAUCAAAGUGAAGCAAAUGGAAAGACAAAACCCAAUGAAAAUGUUAAAAGUGAGGCUAUUGUAAAGUCAGAAGAUAAUUCGAUUGUAGCUGAUGCAAAUGCUGAUUCCCAAGAGAGCGCUAAUACGUCUAUCAAUGAAUCAGAAGUUGGCACAAAUGAAUCUAGUAGCGAUGAACAUCAACAAGUAGCUAUGGAAAUGGAUGAAGCAAUGCAAGCUCAAGUUGAAAGUGGUCAAAUUAAAUUUAUCCUCAAUGAGAAUGGCCAAUUAUUACAAUUGGAUAAUCACAUUCUUACCGAUGCUGAUGGUAAUCAAAUACUUGUGCAAGAUCCUGAACAAAUACAGCAGCUUUUACAAAGUGUCGGUGUUUUGCAUUCCGGUGACGGUUUAGAUGGCGAAACAAUUCAAAUGAUGACAGAUGGCAAUGGUCAAAUGGUGUUAGUGCAGGGUGAAAAUAAUGAAACACAAUUAAUUGAUGCGUCACUUUUAAAUGCCGGUGGACAGUUGGUUUUACAUGGUCAAGAUGGCGAAUUGGGUGAAGGUGCUCAUGUCAUUGGUGAAGAUGGCAGAAGAAUACCAGUUUCAGUAUCAUAUACAGCUGAUGGUCAACCCAUAGUACAAGUACAGCAAGAGGUUUUAGAAGGCGGUGAAGGUGUAGUGCUUGAAAAAGAUGCUUCAGCAACUGCAGGCGAGGAUGCACAAGUAUCAGAUAGUGGUACCGGGGCAGCUGGUGGUGGAUUUUUUGCAUUAGAAGAUUUAAUGCAACAGUCGUCAGAUGCCAAAGCAGCUGAAUAGGAAAGCGAUCAUUAUAUGAUUAUAUCACAUGACGAUGAUUGGAAUCUUUAAGGUAUUGCCUCAUUUGCUGUACGUGAGGAUUUUAACUUAACAGUAGUUAAUUGACCGACAACUAAAUUCGUAUCAAGCAAUUUUUUAAUUAAGUUUGCAAAAAUGAUUAAUAAAAAAAUGUUCUAUUAAAAAUAUAACUUAAUAAAUUGUAUUGAAUACAAGAACUUGAUCCCGUAAUAGUUUUAAUUAUAAUAUCACACAAUUUAAUUAUUUCUAUAUUUUAAAGUUGGAAAUUUUUUAUUUAAUGUAAAAGAGGAUUAUUAUAUAAUAUAUAUUACUGCAAUAUGAUUGUCUAUCGAGCAUGUGCACUAACUAAAUAUAAUUUUAUUUAGGU